Messenger RNA from Polyodon spathula (Mississippi paddlefish), 1249 nucleotides. It is a transcript of the gene paip2b, whose product is annotated as poly(A) binding protein interacting protein 2B. NCBI's taxonomy places the organism in Eukaryota, Metazoa, Chordata, Actinopteri, Acipenseriformes, Polyodontidae. Gene Ontology annotation, cellular component: cytoplasm. The transcript has 6 exons. Bases 439 to 834 code for a protein of 131 amino acids. The record is from RefSeq and is a predicted model, not a curated record. Gene Ontology annotation, molecular function: mRNA regulatory element binding translation repressor activity. Gene Ontology annotation, biological process: negative regulation of translational initiation.
UCUGGUGUUCGUGGCGUGGACCAUACAACCCACAGCUCGUCUUACACGUGUGGGUGACUUCAUUUGAAUUCUCCCAACUUUAUGAAAAGACAGCGUGAAAUUUGGCUGUCAUCUAGUAUUUUGUCACAAAGAGGCCUCUUGUGGAAAUUACACAACUCCGACACGUUUUAAUUGACCACCUUGUUUGAACAGUAGACGGUAUAACUUGAUAACGCAGUAGCGGUGGCCGAUCAACAUAAAAUAUAUCCUGACAUUUUAGAUGUUCUGGAAUGAGAAGUACUUUAAAAAGCUGCUUUUCUAUAAUGCUACAGGCCUGUGUAAAUCAAUAGUCACCCCACAUCCAAGCCUGUGAUUUGUUUCUGUCCUCCUGGGCUGCCAGCAGUAGAAGCGUGUGAAACAUUCUGGGGUCAGUUCUGACAGAGGGGUUCAGCAGUGACAAUGAGCAAUCCGUCGAAGAUGAACGGUCCCAACGUAGCGAAGCUGACAGGGAGCAGCGCUCCGGGGAAGGAGGAGCCGGCAGCCAACAGACACGGGGAGGGCGAUGCCAACCCGUUUGCAGACUACAUGUGGAUGGAGAACGAGGAGGAGUACAACCGACAGGUGGAAGAGGAGCUGCUGGAGCAGGAGUUCUUGGAACGCUGUUUCCAGGAGAUGCUGGAUGAGGAGGAUCAGGAUUGGUUCAUUCCGUCGCGGGACCUCCCCUCGGGGGUGGGGCCGCUCCAGCAGCAGCUCAACGGGCUCACAGUCAACGACAACAACAACGCCGACGAGAUUGCGCGGAAGAGCAGUUUAAACCCAGAGGCAAAGGAGUUUGUGCCGGGAGUGAAGUACUGAAAAGAGACUCUGUCCGAUGCCACGUCAGACACGCUGCUCUCACUCGGGACUGUGAAUCGAGGGAAAUUUAUUAUAUAAGCUUUUUUUUUUUUUUUUUUUUUUUUUUUUUUUUUUUUUUUUUUGAUGGAGGGGCAGUAUUCUUAAAUACUGUAGUUACUUUCAAAAAACAAAAAGAUGCAAUUUACACACAGACUAUAAAUGCUUUUUAUGGACAGCGAGUGAAUAAUGAUGCAUCAUGGGGAAACGCUGGAUGACUGCAGUCCAGUAGUGUGCAACCUCUAAGGAUAAUCGGAUCAUUUUUCUUUUUCUGGGGGGGGGGGGGGUGGAUUUACAGGAAAUCUGUGAUUUAAAUGUCAAUCCUAAACUUGGAGUUGAAUUGGUUUAAAAAGAAUAAAAAAUAGUUUGUAGAAAGGUA